AUGGCCUACACGACAGAAGCCGAACGCUGGGCCGCCGUGAAAUCUCGAGACCCCAACGCCGAAGGCCACUUCGUAUACACGGUGAAAACAACCAAGAUCUUCUGCCGCCCAACAUGCAACGCCAGGCUGGCCCGUCGCUCCAACAUCGGCUUCGCCAAUACUGGCCCAGAGGCUCAGGGACUAGGCUUUCGAGCCUGCAAGAGAUGCCGACCUGAGCUCGCGAAGUUCGUCCCAGAAUCAGAGCAGUCGAUUGAGAAAGUGCGGCAGAUGCUCGAGAAUCUACCGAACGAUGCGCCUUUGCCCAGACUGGAAACUUUGGCGUCUGCAGCCGGUUUGACCAAGUAUCACUUCCAUCGCUGCUUCAAGAAGGCGACUGGCCUCACACCGCGUGAUUAUGCACUGCAGCGGCGGCAGAGUCGAAUGUCGGAAACAUCGCCUCAGGCGGCCAUUCCUGGCGAUUCAACAAUCAGCACUCCAUCACUCGCAUACGAUGCGACACCCCAGCAUGCAUCUAGCGCAACUCCUGAUACUGUGAAGACACCCGACUUUACCUUCGACGACUGGCUUGCAGCUGGACCCGAAGAUCCAGCGCUCUUCGACAAUUACCCCUUCGAUUUCGGAACCAUUGAUAUGAACAGCAACGCUGCAGUGCCUCAAGCUUUAGACCUACCGAAAAACGUGAACGAUGCCCCAAUAAGUUUCCCGAUCCAUUACAGCGUUGUCGACACGAUGGACGGGGUUCUCUUGAUGGCUUUUGAAGAGGCACAAGUGUGCAAGCUGGAGCUUGUUGCCACUACAGUGGACGCUAUGAUGGCUUUGGAGCGAUCAUUCCCGAAGCUGUACUACGUUCUGGUGCCAGUGGAAGAAAUGUUGGACGAGCAAGGACCGGUAGUCCAACAGAAGGUUCGCGCGGUUGUCGAAGCUCUUGAGCACCCGUUCGGUAAGGCUACAACCAUGCAAGGGACUGGCAAUUGGCAGAAUGGUAUGGGUUAG
Molecule: messenger RNA, 993 nt
Organism: Zasmidium cellare ATCC 36951
Lineage: Eukaryota; Fungi; Ascomycota; Dothideomycetes; Mycosphaerellales; Mycosphaerellaceae
Exons: 1
Coding region: 1-993 (330 amino acids)
Biological process (GO): regulation of DNA-templated transcription; DNA repair
Molecular function (GO): zinc ion binding; sequence-specific DNA binding; methyltransferase activity
Source: RefSeq, a predicted model, not a curated record